CUCAGUUGCACAAAAACACACAAGGUUUCUACAAUUCUCAAGUUCUCUUCUUUUUUUCUUAUGUACUUCAAUUUGCUGAAGGGUGUCGAGGUUUAUAAAUUUGGGAAUUUGACUCAAAAGUUUCGGACUUAUUGCAUAAGAAACAUAAUUGGCGCUGAAUUAAUCAACGGGCGGUGGAAGGAGGACUCAACCCUCGAUAUGGCUGCAUUCUGUACUCUUUUCCCUACUUAAUGCAGCUGGAAUUCCAAAUAAUUGAGUUAGUUUACCACAAGCGGAUUUGAACCAAUUUGCUACUCGGGAAUGCUUUCAAUGUUUGCCAGAAUCUUUCUUCAAAGGACUUCAUAUUCAGCCAUAUUAACCAACAGCGCCAGCGCUUUUAGGUGUCUUAAAACUUUAACACCUUCCGUCGACCCGGAUAGCAAUCCAUUCAUCGGCAAAGGUAGUUGCAGCAGAAGUGUACCUAAUGAUGACUACUUUGCAACAAUUCAUCAUAUAUCUAACAUUGUUCGGCGAGAUAUUUACAUGGAGAGGACCCUCAAUAAGAUGCAUAUUUCUAGUAUUGUUAACUCUGAACUGGUGUACCGUAUCCUUCGCAGUUGCUGCCAACAUGGUAUUGAAUCAUUUCGCUUCUUUAAUUGGGCUCGGACUCAACACCCUCAGUAUGACCCAACUACUGUCGAGUUUGAAGAGCUUCUUAAGACCCUCGCCCGGACUGCCCACUGGGAAACAAUGUGGAAAGUAGUUCAGCAGAUGAAAGCCCAGAAUAUCCCUAUCUCACCCUCCAUAGUUUCAUUUAUUAUUGAACACUAUGGUAAGCGUGGUCUCAUUGAUCAGGCUGUCGAGCUCUUCAAUCGGCUCAAGAACUUCAAUUGUCCUCAUACCACCGAAGUAUACAAUGCUUUGCUUUUUGCUCUUUGCGAGGUCAAGAAUUUCCAAGGAGCCUAUGCAUUGAUUAGGAGGAUGAUACGAAAAGGUACUGUUCCGGAUAAGAAGACAUAUUCCAUUCUUGUAAAUGGCUGGUGUUCGGCAGGGAAGAUGAGAGAGGCACAAGAGUUUUUGGAGGAAAUGAGUCGAAAGGGAUUCAAUCCUCCGGUACGCGGGAGGGACCUUCUAAUUGAUGGGUUGCUUAAUGCUGGCUAUCUGGAAUCAGCUAAAGGACUGGUGAGGAAAAUGACAAAGGAGGGGUUCGUUCCAGAUGUUGGAACUUUCAAUUCGUUGGCAGAAGCUAUAUGUAAAACCGGGGAGAUAGACUUUUGCAUUGACCUUUUCAAUGAUGUUUGUAGAUUGGGGCUUUGUCCUGAUAUUGAGACAUAUAAAAUUGUUAUAACUGCAGCAUCAAAAGUAGGGAGGAUAGAUGAGGCAUUUCAGAUUCUUCAUAGGUCAAUUGAAGAUGGACAGCGGCCAUUUCCUAGUUUAUAUGCUCCAAUUCUAAAGGCUUUCUUCCGGAGAGGACAGUUCGAUGAUGCAUUUAGCUUUUUCAGUGAUAUGAAGUUGAAAGGGCAUCCACCGAAUCGACCACUUUAUACUAUGUUGAUAAAGAUGUGCACUCGUGGAGGUAGAUUUGUAGAGGCUGCUAACUAUUUAGUAGAAAUGACCGAGUUAAAUCUGUUGCCUAUGUCACGAAGCUUUGACAUGGUUACAGAUGGAUUGAAGACUUGUGGGAAGCAUGAUCUAGCCAAAAGGAUCGAGCAGUUGGAGAUAUCGAUUAAGGGCAUUUGAAUCGUUGUGUGGCUCUAGCUAAAGUGUUCUCUGUAUCACUGCAGAUCAGGAUGAUUAGAGUCUUAAAGUUGAAAAGGUGUACUGUCGAGGUGCCACAUUGUUCAACCAACCUUAACUCAUUUGUGGCGUUUCGCCUUGGAAAGAACCUAUUUGAACUUCUCUGGUCAUGACUUGAGUAAUUUAGAACGAAAUCACGAAAGAGCGUUUAACGGUGUGAAGAUCAUUGCAAAGGCAAUAGUUUGUUUUCUGUUGGUUCCAACUUAUAAAAGGCAAUUGUAGACUACUGGUGAAAAAUCACCAGAAAUGCUUUUGUUGAUUGUCCUCAAAUUAUUCCAGCUACUCUAGCUUGUAAGUUGAA
Messenger RNA from Nicotiana tabacum (common tobacco), 2077 nucleotides. The record is from RefSeq and is a predicted model, not a curated record. NCBI's taxonomy places the organism in Eukaryota, Viridiplantae, Streptophyta, Magnoliopsida, Solanales, Solanaceae.